Molecule: messenger RNA, 468 nt
Organism: Iphiclides podalirius (scarce swallowtail)
Lineage: Eukaryota; Metazoa; Arthropoda; Insecta; Lepidoptera; Papilionidae
Source: the annotation of a GenBank genome assembly
AUGUUCGUUACACAAGGUUGGGGGCACAGGCACUGGCUCACUGCGGUGGACGCGCGUGCGUUCAGAGCGGAGCGCGCGGGGCGACUGAGCGGCGGCUGGGCGGCGGGCGGGAGGGGCGGGCGGCGGCGGGCGGGGCGGAAGCGCGAUGGGGCGGGCGGCCAGUGGGCGGGGAGCGCCGGCCCUAAUCGAGGCGCCCUAAUUGAUCGGCGGCCGCCGCGCCGCCGCGACGCCAAUCCAGCUGCGCCCGCGGCCGCCGACACCGACGCCGACGUCUCACUGCCGAUAGGCGCAAUGUUCAAUGGCCCAUGCUCACUGAUGACGCCCUCAAGCGCAGCCCUCUCGGCCUCUGCCAAAUGCGAGUCACUAAGAAAUAUAGUCAAUGGUGCUAUAAUACAGACAGUUAUUUUGGAUAUACGAAUAAUGCUAUUAUUGCUGAAGUGGUGGACUCCGCGCCAAGCAUAUCGAAAG